AUUCAAUGUAAAUGUAUAUGAUAAGGUGCAAAUAAGAUUAAAUAUUACUAUGUAAAACAUUGUAUUUUUAGGUUACAAUUAUAUGACCUUUUCAUCAUCGUAUUUACACAUUUAUCUUACACAAUUUUAUACGUAGGUAGUAUGCAUCUUUCCUAGUUAAGUUUUCAAACAUCAUGCGUGACAAACGCGAAACUAUUAAUACGCUAUGUCUUAUAUUAAUAUGUGUGUUAAUCCAAGUGAUUGUUUUCGUGUUUAUAUUUUUUUCAAAUGUGCCAUCAAUGAGAUUAGAGCAAGUAGUUAUAUUAAGCAGGCACAAUGUGAGAACUCCUUUGUCUAAAAACCUUGGCAGAAUGACCCCACAGCCAUGGCCACACUUUAAGGAAAAACCUGGAUAUCUUACUGAAAAAGGUUUUGUUUUAGAAGGCUAUAUGGGUACAUUUUUUUUCAGUUGGUUACAUAAUGAAGGUUUACUAUCUAAAAAUUGUCCAACAGAUGAAGAAUUCUAUGUAUAUGCAAAUUCAAUGCAAAGAACACUGCUCUCUGCACAGGCAUUUGUUAAUAAUGCCUUCCCAGAUUGUAAUAUUAUAGUGCACCAUACUGAUCUAAAUAAAACAGAUCUCAUUUUUAAUCCAGUAAUACAUAAUUCGUCAGCCAUUUUUAAAGAUAUUGCUCUUAAAGAAAUGAAAUAUGUUUUAGACAAUUUAAAUUUAGAGCAAUCCUAUAAAUCCAUGGAAAAUAUUCUCAAUUACAAAUAUUCAGAUCUUUGUAAACUAGAAAAUGAAUGUGACAUGAAUAAGGAUAAAAAUCAAUUAGAAAUAUUGGUAGGCAAAAAGCCUAAACUAUCGGGACCUUUAAAAUUGUGUAAUGAAGCUAUUGAUGAUUUUUUGAUGUCAUAUUAUAAUGGAUUUCCAAUGGAAGAAGUUGCUUGGGGCAAAUUAAAUGAAAAAAAUAAAUGGCAUUCAGUUUUGGACCUUACUGCUGGUUAUCAUAAUGUUACUUUUAACACGACCCAAGUCUCAAAAGAUAUAGCAAAACCACUUUUAAAAUAUAUGACUGACAUAUUCAAUAAUAAAAUCUCUAAUGUUGUUUUAUUAAUGGGGCAUGAUGCAAAUAUUAAUGUAAUUUUAAAUGCAAUGUCUUUUAAACCAUAUAAUUUACCGGAUAGUUUUGUUUCAGCACCAAUUGGUGGGAAGAUUGUUUUCCAGAAGUGGUUUGACAUGACAUUAAAUAAAUAUUUGCUAAAAAUUAAUUAUGUUUAUCAAACAAAUAAACAGCUGAGACAUGGACAUGUAUUAUCACUAAAAAGCCCACCAAACUUUGCUUUGUUAGAAUUAAAGUAUUGCAAAACAGAUAACAACGGUUUUUGUCUUUGGGAUGAUUUUCUUCGAUUUUUAAAUAAAAUUUAUGACAAUAAUUAUAAAGCCUUGUUUUAGAUUUCAAAAAAUAAUCAUAAAAACUUA
This is a messenger RNA of Vanessa tameamea, 1460 nucleotides long. Its product is annotated as glucose-1-phosphatase-like. Bases 174 to 1433 code for a protein of 419 amino acids. The record is from RefSeq and is a predicted model, not a curated record. Gene Ontology annotation, biological process: dephosphorylation. Gene Ontology annotation, cellular component: outer membrane-bounded periplasmic space. Lineage: Eukaryota; Metazoa; Arthropoda; Insecta; Lepidoptera; Nymphalidae. The transcript has a single exon. Gene Ontology annotation, molecular function: sugar-phosphatase activity.